This is a messenger RNA of Physeter macrocephalus (sperm whale), 502 nucleotides long. Its product is annotated as Golgi SNAP receptor complex member 2-like. Bases 71 to 502 code for a protein of 143 amino acids. The transcript has 4 exons. Lineage: Eukaryota; Metazoa; Chordata; Mammalia; Artiodactyla; Physeteridae. Gene Ontology annotation, cellular component: Golgi apparatus; endoplasmic reticulum membrane; SNARE complex. Gene Ontology annotation, molecular function: SNAP receptor activity; SNARE binding. Gene Ontology annotation, biological process: vesicle fusion; intra-Golgi vesicle-mediated transport. The record is from RefSeq and is a predicted model, not a curated record.
GGAAGCCGGAAGGGGGGCUGUGAGGACGUGUUCUCUGGAAGCCAGCGCGGGACCUGGCGGGGCCGGCAACAUGGAGCCGCUGUACCAGCAAACGCACAAGCAGGUCCACGAGAUCCAGUCUCACAUGGGACGCCUGGAGACAGCCGACAAGCAGUCUGUGCACUUAGUAGAAAACGAAAUCCAAGCAAGCAUAGACCAGAUAUUCAGCCAUCUAGAGCGUCUGGAGAUCUUGUCCAGCAAGGAGCCUCCUAACAAAAGACAGAAUGCCAAACUUCGUGUCGACCAGUUAAAGUAUGAUGUCCAGCACCUGCAGACUGCUCUCCGAAACUUCCAGCAUCGGCGAUACGCAAGGGAGCAGCAGGAAAGACAGCGAGAAGAGCUUCUGUCCCGCACCUUCACCACUAAUGUAAGCCAGGCGCCUGGGUGGGAUCUGCAGGAACUCGACAGCUUGUGGGAGCUGCAGCUCAGGGCUCUGAGCGGCGGUCUUUUAGGGGGUGUCUGA